AAUGCGCUCGGUUAUUUUCGAUCGGAAAUAAAUCGGAGGGUUGUCGGGGUGGUGAAAAUCGUCGGCCGUGGCCGUAAAAUCGGCGGAUCCGCGAGAGGGCUCGGCGGCCGUGCUGUCGAGUUGCGCCGUCAGCCUCGCGCAUCGUCGUCAAAACAUUCAACCAACUCCGCAGAAGCCAUUUUGUUUAUUUUCGAGGGUUCCCUUUCGAAGUGCAGAGGGAGGAAAUUCAUGAUCGCACGAUUUUGACACUUCGUAAAUAUUUUAUAUUAUUUGUGUCAUAUAUGGUCGGGUCGUUUCCCCUGGUAACAGGGGGUGAAGAAAUCUGCAGACAUUGGGCGAAUUUCAAGUAAACCCGUCAAACUUACCGUGUCGGGUAAAAACUACUGUGUACGUGGGACUUUAAAGAAAUCAAAACAUUAUAUGUCAGUCGCGGACGAAACGAUGAACCACGUCGAUAAAACUCUCAAGAAAAGGCAGAUGUUGGAAGACGUCGAAGAGAUGGACACUCAAGAAGGUGAGGCUAUGGAGACACUCGUAGACAGUGGUGGAGGUGAUGCAACUGAUAACAGAACGAUAAACGGCGAAAUGCAGGACCAAAUACUAACAACGGACACUGAGAUGGAGGAAGACGACGCCAGGUCUCAGGCAACCUUUCGACAUACAGUUCAUAACUUAAGUAAGCUUAAAGAUUCCCAGUUGUCUGCACCAUGUAUAGUGCGGAAUCUACCGUGGAAGAUCAUGGUCAUGCCGAGGAUUUCACCGACACAAGAUAGACAACAGACAAAAAGUCUUGGAUUCUUUCUCCAGUGUAAUGGUGAAUCAGAAAGUACGACUUGGAGCUGCCAUGCUUCGGCGGAACUUAGGUUAUUGUCACAAAAGGAAGGAGGAGAGCCUUUUUUUAGAAAGAUUCAGCACUUAUUUUAUAGUAAGGAAAAUGACUGGGGAUUUAGUCAUUUUAUGAACUGGGGUGAAAUAUUAGAUCCUGAGAAGGGAUAUAUUAAAGACGAUACAAUUAUUCUGGAAGUCUCUGUCUCUGCUGAUGCUCCUCAUGGUGUUAGUUGGGAUUCGAAAAAGCAUACUGGAUAUGUCGGUUUGAAAAAUCAAGGAGCUACUUGUUACAUGAACUCCUUACUACAAACUCUUUAUUUCACAAAUGAGUUAAGGAAGGCAGUGUAUAAAAUGCCCACUGAAAGUGACGACUCUAGUAAAAGUGUUGCUCUAGCUCUUCAGAGGGUUUUUCAUGAACUUCAAUUUUGUGAUAAGCCUGUGGGGACAAAGAAAUUAACUAAGUCAUUCGGUUGGGAAACGUUAGACUCGUUUAUGCAACACGAUGUGCAAGAGUUUCUUAGGGUGCUUCUUGAUAAGCUUGAAAGUAAAAUGAAGGGCACUUGUGUGGAAGGAACGGUACCAAAGCUUUUUGAAGGAAAGAUGGUGUCUUUCAUCAAAUGCAAAAAUAUAGAAUACAAAUCACAGAGGACAGAAACUUUUUAUGAUAUCCAAUUAAAUAUUAAGGGGAAGAAAAAUAUUAAGGAGUCUUUUAAAGACUACGUUACACCUGAAGUUCUGGAAGGCGAUAAUAAGUACGAUGCGGGUGAACACGGCCUGCAAGAUGCUGAAAAGGGAGUUAUUUUUUCAAAGUUUCCUCCUGUUUUACAUUUACACCUCAUGCGCUUCCAGUAUGAUCCCAUAACAGAUUGUUCUGUGAAAUUCAACGAUAGGUUUGAGUUUACUGAAAAAGUGGAUUUGACUGAAUAUCUUCAGUCAGAGGAGGAGACAAGUGCUAUUUAUACAUUACAUGCUGUUUUAGUUCAUAGUGGUGAUAAUCAUGGAGGUCAUUAUGUGGUAUUUAUAAAUCCCAAUGGUGAUGGAAAGUGGUGUAAAUUUGAUGAUGAUGUGGUUUCAAAGUGUACAAAGCAAGAAGCAAUAGAGAAUAAUUACGGGGGCCAUGAUGAUGAUCUUAACAUGACUGUGAAACAUUGUACUAAUGCUUAUAUGCUUGUAUAUAUUAGAGAUUCAGAGUUAGCGAAUGUCCUGCAAGAAGUAACAAAGGAUGAUAUCCCCCAAGAGCUUGAGGAUAGACUUACAGAAGAGAAACGAGUUGAACAAAUAAGGAGAAGGGAAAGAACCGAAGCGUAUCUGUACAUGAAUGUUCAAGUUGUUUUGGAAGACAGCUUUGACGGACACCAAGGAAAUGAUUUGUACGAUCAGGAGAGGGUCAACUAUAGGGUAUUCAAAAUUAAAAAAGAUCAGACACUUCAAGAUUUCAUGGAACAUCUUUCUGAAACACUCAAAUACCCAGUCGAACAGAUGAGACCUUGGCCGUUAAACAUAAGAACAAAUAAUACUAUUAGACCCACCACGCUUGAUAUCGAAUCUGAAUUGCAUAAAACCAUAGAAGAUAUAGCUGAAAGGGCCUCACCUUGGAAUAUAUUCCUGGAGAUCCUUUCACCAGAUGCUGGAACUAAUAGCCUUCCUCCUUUUGAUAAGGAUGCUGAUGUAUUACUGUUUUUCAAAAUGUAUGAUCCAAAGGCUAAGAAGAUUUACUACUGUGGCCAUCAUUACAUGCCCGUCGCAUCUCGAGUCUCUGCGUUAAUACCAAUAUUGAAUGAAAGAGCUGGUUUCCCUCCAGGCACCGAGCUUGAUCUCUAUGAAGAAAUCAAGCCAAGUUUAGUUGAAUCCAUUAAUAAUCAAAAUGAGGUUCUGGAAAAGGUUCUUCGAAGAGUUAGACCCAAUCUGAUAUCAAGUCCUACACAGAAUUCCAUGACUUUUGGCCCUCAAGAGGUACUUGAGGAAUUGAUGGACGGGGAUAUCAUCUUGUUCCAGAAAAAAGUUCAAGAUGAUGAUAUAUCCGAUUUACAGACCUGUAAGGAUUAUUUUAGAGAUCUAUUUCAUAGAAUGGAAAUUACAUUUUGUGAUAAAACGAUCCUUAAUGAUCCUGGAUUCACGAUGGAACUCUCGGCUAGGAUGAGCUAUAACCAAAUGGCUCAAGCAGUUGCUCAAAGGGUUCAGAUUGAUCCUUGUAGGCUACAGUUUUUCAAGACACACAAUUACAAGAGCGCUCCGGGUACAGCAUUAAAGUGUAAUUUUGAAGGGACUCUGAAGGAACUGAUGCCACACGCAACAAACCCAAAAGCAGUUCGAAAAAUUUACUACCAACAAUUAUCCAUCCCAAUUAAUGAGUUAGAAAAUAAAAGACCAUUUAAGGUUGUUUGGGUCGGAGCAAGAAUGAAGGAAGAAAAAGAAAUAAUACUCUAUCCUAAUAAAGGUGCAACAGUCGCCGACCUUUUGGAAGAAGCUAAGAAAACUGUUGAAAUGUCUCCAGAUGGAUCUGGAAAACUAAGACUUCUUGAAUUGACUUGCAAUAGGAUCAAUCCUGUAAGUCCUAAAGAUGACACACCUUUAGAAUCAUUGGCCAAUGCAGCUACAAAUACACCAAAAAUGUAUAGGAUAGAGGAAAUCCCAAAAGAUGAAUUACAGUUGGCAGAUGAUGAGACCUUAGUUCCAGUCGCACAUUUUCAUAAAGACGUCUUCUCUACAUUUGGAAUACCUUUCUUAAUUAAAGUUAAAAAUCGUGAACCAUUUCCUUCUAUGAAAGAGAAACUUUAUAAAAAACUGUGCAUUCAAGAAAAAGAGUUUGAAAAGUUUAAGUUUGCUCUAAUUUGUGGAGGGAGGCCUCAUUACAUAAGUGAUGAUUCAGAUUUCACUAUUAAAUUGAGUGAAUUUACUCAAAAUCAAAGUGGUUCUAAUGUUCAGACAAGACCUUGGAUUGGACUUGAGCACAUCAACAAAGCCCCAAAACGAGGACGGUUCAACUACCUCGAAAAAGCAAUUAAGAUUUAUAACUGAUAGUGCAUUUUUAUGUCUGCCUCAACACUCGUGAGGAUCCAGUUGUUAUUGAAUGUGUAUAUAUAUAGAGAGAAAUCUUAUAUGUGUAUAUAUACAUAUUUCAUCGGAAUUUAAAUAUGAUGAACACGAUUAUACAUAUUUUAUUUAAUAUUAAGGAAUUCCUUCGCCUCGCAAUUAAAUAAAUUCUUUUAUUGAGGUGCCUAAGAAUUCUUAAAGGACCUGGUCUCUGUUGGGCUUAAACCCACUUUUAUUGAAAUUUUCAAAAUGCUGUUAAUCGAGAGGGAAAAAGAAAAAGAAAAAAACCCACAACAGAUCCCUUUUGUCAGUUCAUUUGGUUAAAAUUUAUUGUUCUCAAUCUUAACAAUUGUAAUAAAGACAUUAUGUCUGCCCAACUGAAUGAAUUUAAUCAUUGUUGCACAGAAGUGAAGUGUAUUUGUUCAUGUUGGACUCCGAAUAUAAAAAGGUUCAGUUAAGAUCUGUGAAAGGGAAAUCCAACUGUUGAUAUUUAUUAAUCACAACAAAGUCAGUGAUAAGAAAAAAUGAAAUGUGAAGGAUUUUGUCAUUAAAAUAAUUCGACAAUUUCAUCUCUAAUCGUGAUAUAUUAUCCAAUAUUUUGUAAGUGCUCGGCAUUCAGAAAUCUUUAUGUAUUUAUUUAUGUAUUAAGCUAUUCAUGAGGCACAGGCUGUCAUUAAAUAAAAUACGGGAAUGUCAAAUUUUGAUAAAUAUUAACGUUAUAUUUUAUAUUAGUUUCAGAUAUUAAUAAAUGGUUUAUAAGAGUGAUUAUUGAGCCGUAUUUUGACAAAAUUAAUACAUUAGUGCUGCAUUAACAAAAAUUGGGGUUGUGCGUAGUUAUUUGCUUUCGUUAAAUCCAUUUUUACAGGUGAACUCGUGACAAUUCUGUUUGUAAAAAAAAAGAUUAUUGUAUAUUUUAUUGUCAAUUUUUAUCAAAUUAAAUUAAAUUGAUUCUCUAAUUACUUUCAUUUAUUACCAAACAUGAUUUGUUACUGUUUUAUCUCGUGCUCGGCCGUUUUUUUGAAAUGUUUAUGGUAUGUAUGCCAUCCAUCAAGAUUUUAAUGACGCAGACAUUUAAAAUAUAAGUAAACCGUACUAGGGCAUUCUAAGAAUGUUAGUUCUAUUUUUAUACAUGUAAAAGAACUUUUGAUCAACACACUUUUUGCAAUAUUUAUAAAAUCUCUUAUUUAACAACAAAAAGGAAGUUUAAGAACGAUAUUGAUAUUGACAAAGUGAACUCUUCUUAGACUGCAAUAUUAAUUUUAAUCUAAGUAAUUGAUUGCCUUUUAAUCAUUUUUUUUACACCCUUCCCAUUUUUAAUUUUAUAGGGCAGAUUCUUUUUUGGUAAUGAAUAAUACUGUUUUGUUGGCACUUAAGUUUGUUUAUAAUAUAUAUUUGAGUAUUUGUUCAAUGGCAUAAUUUAUUUUUAUACCCUCAUUUCCUGAAAAAUCACACAGCUUUGUAAAUAUUGUUAUUUUGUACAAAUAAUGUAUAUAAAUAAUUUAGUAUAUAAUAUAUAAGUUAGAAUUUUUAUCUGUUAUUCGGAGAUUCUCAACAUGGACAUGAAAAGUUGGAGUUGUGUUUUGAAGUACAUACUCAUGUAUCGGUUGAUAUUUAACAUUAAAAUGUUCUAAAUAA
Cimex lectularius (bed bug) is the source of this 5496-nucleotide messenger RNA. It is a transcript of the gene Usp7, whose product is annotated as ubiquitin carboxyl-terminal hydrolase 7. Gene Ontology annotation, molecular function: cysteine-type endopeptidase activity; cysteine-type deubiquitinase activity; protein binding. Gene Ontology annotation, cellular component: nucleus; cytosol. Lineage: Eukaryota; Metazoa; Arthropoda; Insecta; Hemiptera; Cimicidae. The transcript is spliced from 25 exons. Gene Ontology annotation, biological process: protein deubiquitination; regulation of protein stability. The coding region runs from base 421 to 3846 and encodes 1141 amino acids. The record is from RefSeq and is a predicted model, not a curated record.